GGCGGAAGUCAGUGAAGCAUACUUAUGCGGAUGGGCGCUAUGAAAUAUACAAAACAUCAUCACCAGUGAGCCUGGGAGAAAGCGCCGGUGGGUGAUCUUUUUUUGCUCUGCACGGUGUGUGCAUUUUGAACGGGGGAAGUGAGCGUUUCAUCGCCACGGAGAACUUCGGAAAAUGUAAAUGUUUGGCUACAUUGUAACUGCUGCGCCUUAUAUAAAAAAAUAUCACAGAGACGACGCAUGUCUUGAUGGAAUAGCUGAGACUAUACGGAUUGUGUGAAUAUCUGCACUCCACGAUCACUGUAGCCUACAUAAAUACAUAACUGACAGUAUUUCUACAGCACAAAAAUAAGAGCAGUGUAGCCUGGGAGUAGCGAUUCAGCCCGUCAUGCCAGCGAGACAGGAAGUGUGUGUGUGAGCCCGACCAGUCCGGUGGGCUGCGCGGGGAUGAACAUGCCACUGCACCAGAUCUCUGUCAUCCCCCGUGAUGUCACUUCCUCCCGGGUCAGCGGCAGCGGAAAGUCCAAGGACAAGGACAAACAGAAUGAGAAGCACCUGGGUCAUUCUGCCAGCAGGUCCAGCAACAUUUCCAAGGCGGGGAGUCCCACCUCCGUCAACGCCCCCUGCAGCUUUUCACGGUCAUCGGUCACCCCCUCCAACCAGGACAUCUGCAGGAUCUGUCACUGCGAAGGAGACGAUGACAGCCCACUGAUAACACCGUGCAACUGUACAGGCAGCUUACGCUUCGUCCACCAGGCGUGCCUGCAGCAGUGGAUCAAGUCCUCAGACACACGCUGCUGUGAACUCUGCAAGUACCAGUUCAUCAUGGAGACCAAGCUCAAACCCCUUCGCAAGUGGGAGAAGCUCCAGAUGACGUCUAGUGAGAGGAGGAAGAUCAUGUGUUCUGUGACGUUCCAUGUCAUCGCCAUAACUUGCGUGGUGUGGUCCCUCUACGUGCUCAUUGACCGCACUGCAGACGAGAUCAGAACAGCCGGAAGAAUCCCAGGUAUCCUGGAGUGGCCAUUCUGGACCAAGCUGGUGGUGGUAGCCAUCGGCUUCACGGGUGGCCUGGUCUUCAUGUACGUCCAGUGUAAAGUCUACAUCCAGCUGUGGAGGAGACUCAAGGCCUACAACCGGGUGAUCUACGUUCAGAACCGCCCAGAGAUGUGUAAAAAGCAAGUGUUCGAGAAGCUGCCCCUCAUGGAGCCCAGUUUGGAGCACAAGGAGGCUCUGGCCCUCACCCAGUCUGACACAAACUCCUCCCAGUACACAGAGACAGAGGACUACAGUAUGGAAGUGCUACAUGUCUGACCAACAUAUUACUGAAGCCCCCAGACCAUUUUACAUAUACUAAUACACAGGCACACUCUGGCUGACCAACAUAUACACACAAACACGGGCAAACCAAGUAAAAAACACAAAACACACAGACAUGCAUAAGACUAUAGUAUGGGGGUUGUACUAAGGUGUGAGUGACCCACCUUCACCCUUCCCCCAUCUCCACACAGUCUGAAACAGUAUGGACCAGUCCCCGCUCCCAGGACUAGACCUUCACUGGGCCAAUAGACCCCUCAUAUACAUAUAUAUACAUACACACACACACACACACACACGAUUGAGACAGAUGAUCUCACUCGGCUCCAGAGGUUUCUGUUGAGCUGUUUGUUUGUUGCUUUGUGUGUUUGUUAGCUUGUUUGUUUGAUUUAUUUGUUUUACUUCCUGUGAAUCAUGGGCUAAACCAUCAUGGAUCAGUGUGUAGCGCCGCCGUUUCUCUGGAAUAUUUUAGAACAUUCUGGAACAUUGAACAUUCUAACUACUGCCACCGUACUGCUGUUGUCCGAGAGCCCGCUAAAGGCCCGCUCCCACGCCUCUCUGAGAUUGGGACUGGAUUGGACCGGAUCUGACCAUGCAUUGAAGCACUUUUUGGUUUCUACCAAUACCCCUCUCAACCCUCUUCUCUUUUAAUAUGAAUAAAGUACUUUAUAGUAUAUCCCAGCAAACAGGGGACGUCCUAAGCAACAUUGCCAUUAGAGUCCUUUGCGGGGUUUUGGCUAAAUGUUAUUCCACUGCCGUUCUGAGAACAUUCUAGAAAUAUUCAAACAUGACAUUAACAUCAGGACGAUAAGGGGACGUUCAGUACUGAUCCCAGUUUGGUUGUAGUAUAACUUUAUAAUAAGGUAAUUUGAUGUCCAAUAGGGAACAUUACAAAUAGGUUCCGAUAACCAGGAAGUAGACAAAAAACACAAGACCAUGGCACAAUGUCCUGACGUUCUGGGGACGUCCUAUGGACACUUUUGUUUGCAGGGAUAAGUGUGGGAAAUUGUACAGCAACAAAUAGGAAGAUUUGUGUAAAAAAUCCCUUGUUUUAUAUUUGACAUUUCUGUCCCACACACAGACCUGCCCUCCCUUGGGUGGAAAUUGUGGAAAGCAAUGAAUGAUGGGGGGGGAAUGGAAUUAUGCCGAAAUGAUCAUUGCACUUUUCACUUAACACUGAAAGUAAUGCUAAAUAUGGCCUACUGGUUACUCAAGCCCUGUGGUUUUUAAUACAACCAAAACAUAACUUUGGGAUAACAUCAGAUACAGCCAUCCACCUGACUUUACCUCCCUCUGACAAAAGAACUCUCUGAAGGCUCUGAGAAUGUAAUGUUUUGAAAAGCAUUUUCUACCAACCAUUCAUUCACAAGAAAUCGCUAAAUAGUCUCCCAUGUCAGUCAUCAUCAUAACAUGAACCUUUGGAAAACCAACCAAUCGGUCAUGUUUUUUCUAUUGUGUGAAUGAUACAGUACUUGUGGUAUUCCAUGUGCAGUUUGUAAUAAUAGUAAUCAUGGGUUCUAUAUGAUGCCUUGAGGAAGCUACAGCCUUGCUAUAUUUCGACUGUUCUCUUAUCCUCCUAUUGACUUCUCUGAUCACACUAAUAAUGAUCAUGUAGAUGGGAUUAUUCAAAUCCAAAUUUACAUAAGAUUAUGUGAAUUUGAUCAGAGGUAGUAAGAGAUUGGAUACACGGCCUAUUAUCAUUAUUAUGAGAGGCCCUAAUACUGAGCCUAUUUUUACUAUGGUGAUGAUCGUGGGUGGGUUAUACUGUAGCAUGUCUUUUUGGUUUAGUUUUAUACAUACAGUCAGUCAGUGAGACUCAGGUGAGCAACGGACAAUCACCUGAUACAGAGACAACAUACAUUUUUCAGUCGAGCUAAAGUCUCUGUUGCACAGUCAGACAGCCUCCAGUUUCCAACCACGAUAACUCAGAUGUAUUAUGUUACAACGAUCAGUCCAUAACCCACCUGCUGUUUCACUAAUUAUUAUUCAAUGUAACUUAAUGUAUCGUUCUUUCUCACAUCUGGCAUUAUGAGGGUUUGAUUAGAUGCAUUUGUAAAUUGAUCAGUUUCAGUCCACAUAAUGUUUCUAAAGUAACAUCUGAUGGCUUCUCUCCAGUAAAGCAGAGUUGCCAUAUGUUGACAAUAAAGACACUAUUUCCCUGA
Messenger RNA from Oncorhynchus mykiss (rainbow trout), 3473 nucleotides. The record is from RefSeq and is a predicted model, not a curated record. Lineage: Eukaryota; Metazoa; Chordata; Actinopteri; Salmoniformes; Salmonidae.